Messenger RNA from Penicillium expansum, 1053 nucleotides. Its product is annotated as nucleoside hydrolase. Gene Ontology annotation, cellular component: cytosol. The record is from RefSeq and is a predicted model, not a curated record. Bases 1 to 1053 code for a protein of 350 amino acids. Gene Ontology annotation, biological process: purine nucleoside catabolic process. Gene Ontology annotation, molecular function: purine nucleosidase activity. The transcript has 5 exons. Lineage: Eukaryota; Fungi; Ascomycota; Eurotiomycetes; Eurotiales; Aspergillaceae.
AUGGCUGGACAGAUUCCCGUGUGGGUGGAUUGUGAUCCAGGCCACGACGAUGCAUUUGCCAUCAUCCUUGCGGCCCAACAUCCUGCUUUCAACCUACUAGGUGUCAGCACGAUUCAUGGAAACACAUCGCUCAAAAAGACGACCAUUAACGCUCUCAGUGUUUUGACGGCGCUCAAACGCACUGAGGUCCCCGUCUACCAGGGCACGCCCAAACCUUUCUGCCGAGAGCACCCACAAUGGGGCUCCGAUGUGCACGGUGAAUCUGGUAUCGAUGGCGCUGAGGAUCUGCCUAAACCAGCUGUUGGGCCCCGAACUGAUAAGCAUGCCGUGAUUGCAAUGCGUGAUGCACUACUUGCGCAGCCGCCGAAUACUGCUUGGCUGGUCUUGCUUGGAUCUUUUACCAACAUUGCGCUACUGAUGGCGAUGUACCCCGAAGUGGCUGAUUAUAUCAAGGGACUUACCAUAAUGGGAGGCUCGAUCGGCGGGGGGUUUACUAAAGCUCCUCCAGGCCACCGCACAGGGGAAGCGGACCGAGUAGGCAACUCGACACUGUGGGCUGAAUUUAACGCUUUUUGCGAUCCCGAGGCAUCGCGUGCAAUCUUUUCCAACCCUCGGCUGAACAUUAAGACCACGCUCAUUCCGUUGGAUGUGACUCACCUAGUCUUGAUCAAGGAGGAAGUCUUGGAUCUGAUGAAGAAUGGUCCACCAGGACAAAAGAGGAACACUGAGGCUAAAACUAGAAAGAUCUUCACUGAUCUGCUCAAGUUCUUCCGUGGGGAGUACCAAAGAAUCCAUAAUCUCGAUGGGCCUCUCCAUGACCCUAUUGCUGUUGCUGUUAUUUUGGAAGAUGAAGGAGUGGAAAAGAUUGAUUUUGACUACAACGGUGGAGAACGGUUCAGUAUUGACUUGGUUCUGGAGGGUGAGCAGAUUGGUCGGACAGUUGCGACCAAGCUUCAUACUGGUGAACAGGGCGUGAGGAUUCCCAGAGGGUUAAACGUCCCCAAAUUCUGGCGUGUUCUUGAGGGGGCCCUUAGUGUUAGCGACAAGAACUAG